AUGUAUUUCUCUUUAUCUUUUUCUCUUUCUUUAUCUAUAUGUCUUUCUCCUCUCUCUCUCUCAUUUCCCUUUCUCCUCUCUCUCUCUCUCAUUCUGUCCCUUCUUCUCUCUUUCCUCUUUCUUUCUCUUCCCUCUCUUUCUCUUUCCCCCUCUCUCUCUCUCUCAUUUCCCCUCUCUUUCUCUCUCUCUCUCUCAUUUCCCUUCUCCUCUCUCUUUCUCUCAUUUUCCCUUUCCCUCUUUCUCUCUUUUUCCCUUUCUCCUCUUCUCUCUCUCUUUCCUUUCCGUUUUUCUUUCUUUCUCUUUAUCCUCAUUUCUCCUUUGUCUUCAUCUAUGUCUCUCUCUCUCAUUUCCCUUUCUCGUUAUCUCUCUUUCUCUUUCUCUUUAUCUUUUUCUCCUUUUCUCUUUAUCUAUAUGUUUCUCCUCUUUCUCUCUCUCUCUCAUUUCCCUUUCUCCUCUUUCUCUCUCUCUCUCAUUUCCCUUUCUCCUCUUUCUCUCUCUCUCUUUUCCCUUUCUCCUCUCUCUCUCUCUCUCUCUCUCUCUCCUUUUUGUCUUUCUGCACUCUCUCUCUCUCUCUCUCUCUGA
Messenger RNA from Acanthosepion pharaonis, 582 nucleotides. The record is from the annotation of a GenBank genome assembly. NCBI's taxonomy places the organism in Eukaryota, Metazoa, Mollusca, Cephalopoda, Sepiida, Sepiidae.